Molecule: messenger RNA, 3468 nt
Organism: Electrophorus electricus (electric eel)
Lineage: Eukaryota; Metazoa; Chordata; Actinopteri; Gymnotiformes; Gymnotidae
Source: RefSeq, a predicted model, not a curated record
UCCGGUCAGGCGAGAAAGUUACUUUCGUGUGUCGGGGUUGGUGAGGCGAGGAAGUCAAAACUGGGGGGGGAAAAAGAAAGCUACUUUUCAAAAUCAGAAAACUAGACUCUUGUUAUUAUUUUUGUGCGUGUGUGGAAUUAACCGUUAUCUGAGCGAGAGUUGGGGCCGAAAUGGAUGUGUUAGUAUGUCAGAGGCCUGCACUGCGAUGCCACUUACUGAGCAGUCCUCAGGGGAGAGAAAUGUGGCCCGACUCUGAUGUGUGUUUGAUGGCUUCUCUGAUGUCCUACUUUGGAGGUGGGAGAUUAUCCAGCCCUCCUACUGACUCAGGGUUGAGAGGGAACACAUGGCUGGUGUUAGGAUGAAUGUAUGGGAGCUGGGUACAGCCCACUAUGCCCCAAGGCACCCCGUACAUGGAGAUAAUCGAGCAGCCCAAGGCAAGAGGAAUGCGCUUCCGCUAUAAAUGUGAGGGCAGGUCAGCAGGUAGCAUCCCGGGAGAGAAGAGCAACGAUUCCACCAAAACGCAUCCUGCUAUCAAGGUCCAUAACUACAGUGGUCCCAUAAGAGUGCGGAUCUCUUUGGUUACCAAAAACCAACCCUACAAGCCCCACCCCCAUGAGCUGGUUGGUAAAGACUGUAAGCACGGCUACUAUGAGGCUGACCUUCCCGAGAGACGAGUUCACAGUUUUCAGAAUCUUGGUAUUCAGUGUGUGAAAAAGAAAGAUGUGACUGAAGCCGUUUCCUGCCGUCUGCAGACACAGAACAACCCUUUCAAUAUUGCCGAGGCCAAAGUGUGGGAGGAAGAGUAUGACCUGAAUGCGGUCCGCCUGUGUUUCCAGGCAACCAUCACUCUGCCUAGUGGGGACCUCUAUGUUUUGGAGCCUAUAGUUUCUCAGCCUAUCUAUGACAAUAGAGCCCCUAAUACAGCUGAGUUAAAGAUCUGUCGCGUGAACAGGAACUCUGGUAGCUGUAGAGGAGGAGAUGAAAUCUUUCUACUCUGUGACAAAGUGCAGAAAGAGGACAUUGAGGUGCGCUUUUUCCGAGACUCUUGGGAGGGCAAGGGCUCAUUCUCACAGGCAGAUGUCCACAGACAGGUGGCCAUCGUGUUCCGCACGCCAGCCUACUGCGACACCAACCUGACCGAACCCGUCCGUGUGAGAAUGCAGCUGCGCCGGCCGUCGGACCGGGAAGUCAGCGAGCCCGUGGACUUCCAGUACUUGCCCUCUGACCCAGAUGAGUACAGGCUGAUGGAGAAACGGAAGCGGACAGAGGGCAUGCUGCAGAACCUUAAACUGAGCAACGUCAUAUCAACUCCCAUGUCUAUUGAGAGAAGGACAAUCAGCACUGCCAGAAGGACAAUCCCAGGUCCAAAGUCCUCCACUUCUGCAGGUGCUACGCCAGUGUUGAAUCCUGUGUCAUCCGUUUCUUCAUUGAAGACUCAGCCCUUUUUCAGUACCACUCCUUCAGGACAUCUGUUCACUCAGCCUAAAGUGGAACCGCUGGCAGCAGUGCCCUCUGCUGGAGACACAUGGCCGUUCCUCAACAGUGUGACGGUGCAGCCUGCAGUCACCGCCACUGCUGCUCCGCUUCCCGCUUCCCAAGACUUCCACACUGUAAAUCUGUCCGAUCUCCGCGACUUUGCCUUCAACACGUCCUUCACGUCUUCUGCUCCGGAGAAGACUGACGUGGGCCCCCGAAGAGAUGGCACUGGGACUGCCGUAGCCCAAGAUGUCCAAAACAAUUUUAGUGCCCCAAGCAUGGGGAAUUUCCGAGUGGAUCCCUCGGUGGAUGAAGAGCUUCCGGAGUUCCCGAGCUUUUCCGACGCUCAGACUUCGGACGUGGAGAAUAUUGACAUCGAAGCUUUCCAGGUGCUUCUGGGCCAGAGCGGACUUCCCGGAGAGGCUGCAUCUGGGAACUCCACUUCCGUGUGCCAUACCAUCGCCACGGCCAGCACUUCCGACACCGCGGGCAGCGGCACAGAGUCGGCAGUCAGUAACGCAGGGAACAGCACAGCAACCUGGAUGAAUUUCCCUCCGAGCAUCGCCAACCUGCUGCAGAGUGACCAGAUUGUGGACAGCCCUGUGACCAUGCCCUCCAUCAGUGUCACCUUUGACGACAUGGACGUGCUGAGCUCUAUGGAUGAAGAUCGUCUCAUGUCCAUCUUCAACAGUGGCACCCAAGUCAGCUUCCUGUCUGGGCAUCCUACUUAGGGGUCUUGGGUGGGACUCAUGGGUUCCACGUCAUCGACACUUCUGACUUCUCGAUACAUGCUAUCUUUUAUGUCGAGACUGCCGAUCCCACUUAAGACGAACAGAGAAAACUCUGAGGACAGGAAAGGGAAAAAGGAUAGAUUGGAAGAAAGAGGUCAGCUGGUCUUUUAAGGGUAACAUUAGUUCCCUGCGCCUGACUGCAGACUGACCCCAGCAGGAAAUGCCUGCAUGAGUUCAGACACCCGCUCAGUACCUAGUGGGGACCUGAUGGAAUAGUUUUUUGAAGAUUUAGCUCCACAAGAUGCUUGUCACCUGAAAUUCCCUUUAUCAUCUGUCUUUUUAAAUGUGUUUUUCCUGAAAUAAUCAGCUAAAGAUUCCUUUCUAAGGGAUUCAAAUUAUCUUUUUGUUUUCCAAAGUAUGUGUUUUGGUAAUAUUUGUGAUGUACUGUCUUUGAUGCUGAUACAGUCUUUGUUACCGGUGUUGAGAGCUUGAUGGUGUUUAGAUGAUUGCUAAGAGCAGAGCAAAGUUUAAGGAACAUUAGCUCCUGGGAAUAGAAUCCUCUGAAACUGGGACAGUAACAUGGUGCACCAUCUCGAUAGGCAGCAAGAAAUAAUUCUUCCUAAUUCAGAUGUAAACCCAAAUUAUGUUUCGUAUUUGACCUUGGUAUACAUUAAAAGUCCACUAAGUUAAACUAGACAAUAUUCUGUAAAGUUUUUAUAAAAUGUAUAAUAAUUUAUAAAAAUAUUACUUUAACAUAGAAGGUUUGGAACAUGCUUCAGUAAAUAACCAGAAGUAUGUUGUUUAAAUACUGUGUUCACAUAAGGUUGAACAAAGGUUUUUUUGCUUGUUUGUUUGUUUGCAAGAAUGUAAUGUUUUCAAAGGUGUGCGAAAACAAAUCUUUAUGAAAACAUAUUUGAGCUACUUUGAUGAUAUGUGGCUCUUGAUAGAAUACGUGCCCAUUAUGUGGCUCUGCACCUGAAAUGUACCUCCCUUCCACGGCUGGCUCCGUUCUCCAUGUGUCUUAGCAGCAGAAAUAGCAAAAGUUAAGCAUCUGACAAGUUCUCAGAGGAUAAAGACUUGUGCUGCUAGUUCAUAAAUCCUAUUGCGAUUGUCUCACACAUGCAUGUAGAUCAUGCAUGUGAUGUUACUGAUUUAAAAAAAAAAAAAAAAAAAGUGCAUACAAGGCAUGUCUGGUAGAGAGCUGUUCACACUAAUGGGCAAUUUGAGUCACGUCCAACCACAAAAACUGUCAAAGUAAAAA